Pyrus x bretschneideri (Chinese white pear) is the source of this 2282-nucleotide messenger RNA. RefSeq names its product putative pentatricopeptide repeat-containing protein At5g65820. Lineage: Eukaryota; Viridiplantae; Streptophyta; Magnoliopsida; Rosales; Rosaceae. The record is from RefSeq and is a predicted model, not a curated record. Gene Ontology annotation, molecular function: protein binding.
AUGGUGACCCUGGGAAGUGAUUGUGAUCCUACAAAUAACAAAACCGUGAGGGAAUUGUCGCCCAAACGGCAUACCAGGUACUUGAACGAUGCCGGGAAAAAUGUCCCAGACGAUGUGACUUCUAGAUUGUAUCAGCAAACCAAAUCUCUCUGCACCAAACACCAUCAUCUCUCGCAUUCCUUCAAACCAAACGCCCCCUCAAACCUUUUCCACACGAAUCACAAACCCACCAAGCAAACCCACAAACCCCAUGCCUUCACCGAGAGAAGAUCCGGCCUCGGGCUGGCCCGCCUCGACACCGACGCGGAUACAUCCCCAGACGACCCGACCCACUGCGAGUUCUCCGCCGACGUCGAGAAGAUUUACAGAAUACUACGGAAAUUCCACUCCAGGGUCCCGAAAUUGGAGCUCGCUCUGCACCAAUGCGGCGUCGUUCUGAGGUCGGGGUUAACGGAGCGGGUGCUGAACCGGUGCGGCGACGCCGGGAACCUCGGGUAUAGGUUCUUCGUGUGGGCUGCGCAGCAGCCGAAUUACAGACCCAGUUACGAGGUGUAUAAGGCCAUGAUUAAAAGCUUGAGCAAAAUGCGCCAAUUCGGCGCCGUUUGGGCGCUGCGAGAGAUGAGGAGGGAGAAUCCGCAGCUGAUUACCCAGGAAGUUUUUGUGGUUCUGAUGCGGCGGUUCGCGGCGGCGAGGAUGGUGAAGAAAGCAGUUGAGGUGCUCGACGAAAUGCCGAAGUAUGGGUGCGAACCCGAUGAGUAUGUUUUCGGGUGUUUGUUGGAUGCCUUGUGUAAAAAUGGUAGUGUUAAGGAUGCAGCUUCAUUGUUUGAGGAUAUGCGUGUGAGGUUUACUCCGAGUAUUAAGCAUUUUACGUCGUUGUUGUAUGGUUGGUGUCGAGAAGGGAAGCUCAUGGAGGCGAAAUUCGUGUUGGUGCAGAUGAGGGAAGCCGGUUUUGAGCCUGACAUUGUGGUGUAUAACACAUUGCUGAGCGGGUACUCUCAGGCUGGGAAGAUGGUUGAUGCCAAUGAGCUCUUGAAGGAGAUGAGGAGGAAGGGUUGUGAGCCCAAUGCAGCUUCGUACACGACUGUGAUUCAGGCGCUUUGCAGUCGAGAAAAGAUGGAGGAGGCAAUGAGGGUGUUUGUGGAGAUGCAGAGGAGUGGUUGUGAGGCCGAUGUUGUGACUUACACUACUUUGAUUAGUGGGUUUUGUAAGUGGGGAAAGAUUGAGAGGAGUUACGAGAUUUUGGAUGGUAUGAUACAGAAAGGGUUUUUGCCGAAUCAGAUGACUUACAUGUAUAUUAUGUUAGCUCAUGAGAAGAAGGAAGAGCUGGAGGAGUGUGUGGAAUUGAUGGAGGAGAUGAGAAAGAUCGGUUGUAGUCCUGAUCUUGGUAUUUACAACACGGUGAUCCGGUUGGCGUGCAAAUUGGGGGAGGUGACAGAAGGUGUUCGACUUUGGAACGAAAUGGAAGCAGCUGGGUUUAGUCCCGGGCUUGACACCUUUGUCAUUAUGAUUCAUGGGUUUCUUGGGCAAGGCUGUUUAUUCGAUGCUUGUGAUUAUUUUAAAGAAAUGGUCGGCAGAGGUCUUCUGUCUGGCCCACAAUAUGGUACCUUGAAGGAGCUGAUGAAUGCUUUGUUGAGAGACGAGAAGCUAGAAAUGGCAAAAGAUGUUUGGAGUUGCAUUGUGACCAAAGGAUGUGAUCUCAAUGUGUUUGCAUGGACAAUUUGGAUUCAUGCGCUGUUUUCAAAGGGGCAUGUGAAGGAGGCUUGUUCCUACUGUUUGGACAUGAUGGAGGCGGAUGUAAUGCCGCAGCCAGAUACUUUCGCGAAGCUCAUGCGCGGUUUAAGGAAACUAUAUAACCGACAGAUAGCAGCUGAGAUCACAGAGAAGGUGAGGAAGAUGGCUGCAGAUAGACAAAUCACUUUCAAGAUGUAUAAAAGGCGAGGAGAGCGGGACUUGAAGGAAAAGGUAAAGGAGAAAAAUGAUGGGAGGAAACGGAGGGCCCGAAGAAGAAGUUGGCCUAGUAAAUCUAAAUCUUUGUAGUUUGAACGAGAAGGUGUGAAAUAUAUGGAUCCAAUGAUCGCUCCCAAAUCACAGAGAUCGAUCGGCCAUCAUUACAUGAGAAAUGGCAGCCAUUUCUUUUCGGCUCCAAUGUCUAUCUCAUCACAGAAUGGGAUACAACCGGUUACAUCUAAGAUUUUCUCAUUGUACGAGCUUAAUUCUGCCACAUUUUGGCGUCUCUCGGAACAAAAUAUUUGGUGCAUGAAUAUAUCGAAGCUGAUUUGAUU